AUGGAGGCGCCGGAGCUACUGGGCCCGGGGCUGGUGGAGCGUCUGGAGCAGUUGGCGACGUGCCCGCUGUGCGGGGGCCCCUUCGAGGACCCGGUGCUCCUGGCGUGUGAGCACAGCUUCUGCCGCGCGUGCCUGGCCCGCUGCUGGGGGACCCCGCCGGCGACGGGCCCCGAGACGCCCCCCACCGCCUGCCCCUGCUGCGGCCUGCCCUGCCCCCGCCGCUGCCUGAGGUCUAAUGUGCGGCUGGCGGUGGAGGUGCGCAUCAGCCGAGGACUGCGGGAGAAGCUGGCCGAGCCCGGGGCCCGCACGGGGAAACGCCGAGGGGGGCGCAUCCCCACCAUGGGCUGCCUGGACCAGCAGGGAGAGGAUAUGAGGAAGACAUGGCGAAGAUUUGAUGCCCCAACGCCCAGGUCAUCCAACUCAGAGGACGAGCUCCCGGAAGACUACCCAGUGGUCAAAAAUAUGCUUCACAGACUAACAGCUGACCUGACCCUGGACCCUGGCACCGCACAUCGCCGCCUGCUCGUCUCCGCGGACCGCCGCAGCGUCCGACUGGCCCCACCCGGGACACCGGUGCCCCCCGACGGCCCCGCGCGCUUUGAUCAGCUCCCGGCGGUGCUGGGCGCGCAGGGCUUCGGGGCUGGCCGCCACUGCUGGGAGGUGGAGACCGCGGAUGCCGCCUCCGGAGACUCUUCGGGAGAGGAUGAGGACGACGGGGAGAGCCUCUACGCCGUGGGCGCGGCCGGGGAGUCUGUGCGACGCAAGGGCCGAGUAGGGCUGUGCCCCGCCGGGGCCGUGUGGGCCGUGGAGGGUCGCGGCGGCCGCCUGUGGGCGCUCACAGCCCCGGAGCCCACCCUGCUGGGCGGCGCGGGGCCCCCGCCGCGGCGCAUCCGCGUGGACCUGGACUGGGAGCGGGGCCGCGUGGCCUUCUACGACGGCCACUCCCUCGACUUGCUCUUCGCCUUCCAGGGCCCCGGCCCCCUGGGGGAGCGCGUCUUCCCGCUGCUGUGCACCCGCGACCGCGCCCCUCUCCGCAUCGUGCCCGCAGAAGGCUGA
Messenger RNA from Sus scrofa (pig), 1056 nucleotides. RefSeq names its product ring finger protein 39 (gene RNF39). The record is from RefSeq and is marked provisional. Gene Ontology annotation, molecular function: protein binding. NCBI's taxonomy places the organism in Eukaryota, Metazoa, Chordata, Mammalia, Artiodactyla, Suidae.